Molecule: messenger RNA, 5164 nt
Organism: Hyla sarda
Lineage: Eukaryota; Metazoa; Chordata; Amphibia; Anura; Hylidae
Gene: MYRFL
Product: myelin regulatory factor like
Exons: 26
Coding region: 258-2975 (905 amino acids)
Biological process (GO): positive regulation of DNA-templated transcription; protein autoprocessing
Cellular component (GO): endoplasmic reticulum membrane; nucleus
Molecular function (GO): sequence-specific DNA binding; DNA-binding transcription factor activity
Source: RefSeq, a predicted model, not a curated record
GGAAGGGAUGGUCAUGGUGUAAUCUGCUGCAGAAUUGAAAACCUAUUUUAACUGUAUAUUCUGAAAAAAAUUUGUAAAUUUACUUUAAAAUGACUCUUUAACCGUGAAGUAUGUAGACGAAGUGGAUUUAAGCAGUUUUUCUGCUAUACUGAAAAGAGCUAUGACUAUGCAUAAUGCGUUCUUACUAGACGGUAUGGCUAGCUGACUGGAAUUUGUAACAACUUUAUUGUCUUUAAACAAUUGUUAAAGAAAUUGUCAUGGACCGUGUGGAUGUAUUAGGAGAAAAUGAGGCGUUACAACAAUUCUUUGAAGUAAUUCAUUUCCCGUCUCCGGAGGAGUCUGUUCAUCUAAAUGAUUGUCAGGAUGUACACAGAGCGUUGGAUAAUCCUAUGGUGGAUACGAGCAUGCUGGAGGAGUAUAUUUGUGGAGCAUUAUUACCAGACUCUCCACCUGAUUCUGGAUCAGAGCCAUGUUCACCCCCACAAAUCAUUGGUCGAAUUCCCCCUGCUUGCUGGUCCAGUGGGCUGCAAUCCUCGCUUUUAACACAUUCUUCAGGAUCCUGCAGAUACGUGGAACAAUCUCCAAACAUUGGCGGCCAUUCCCUUCCUGCUCAACAAGAUAGCUGUAUGAAAAUGAACAGUCAAGGCACAGCUUGGAAUGGUUCCCCACCACCAUCUUGCAUGGAAUACAGUUAUCCAUAUAUUCAACAGAGGGUCUCCCCAAGCAACAGGUCUUCAUUUUCUUCAUCUAAGAAGCGAAAGCAUAUACAGUUGGAGGAAAGCGAGAACUGGUCACAGACUUGGACUAUGGACAAAAGACUAACACCACCUGUUGACACGCAUGGAUAUGAAAGUGAUGGUCAGACAGUCUCUUCUAUUGACAAAAAUUAUCAGUCACUAACAUGGAAGCCCUACCAGACCUCAUAUUGGAACAACCUGUGCAAUGCAAAUUCUGAGCAAAUUCCUACUGUGGGAUACCAUGUGAUCACCGACAAAGGAUUUAACUUUUCAACAGUGGAUGAUGCAUAUGUAUGCCAGAAAAAGAACCACUUUCAGGUUACAGUUCACAUCCGAGUAAUUGGAAACCCCAAAUAUAUCAAGACACAGAUGGGCCUGAAUCCUGUUGACAGCUUUUAUAUGAAAGUCUUUGGAGUAAAGGUAGAAGCUAUGAACCAGACCAUCACCAUUGAACAGUCUCAGUCUGACCGCACUAAGAGAGCCUUCAAUCCUGUUACGGUAAAUUUGCCCCCAGAUCAGGUCACUAAAGUAACCCUGGGAAGGUUACAUUUUAGUGAAACUACAGCGAACAACAUGAGGAAGAAAGGAAAACCAAAUCCAGAUCAGAGGUAUUUUAUGCUGGUGAUUGGCUUAUAUGCUGUAACUAAGGAGGAGACUUGUCUUGUAGUAGCACAUGUCUCUGAAAGGAUCAUUGUAAGGGCAUCCAACCCUGGGCAGUUUGAGAAUGAUAAUGAUGUCCUGUGGCAGCGAGGUCACCUUCCAGAGACACUGGUAUCUCACGGUCGAGUAGGAAUUAACACUGACUCCCCAGAUGAAGCCCUUGUUGUCUGUGGCAAUGUAAAAGUCAUGGGAAUGGUCAUGCAUCCAUCUGACAGUCGAGCAAAGAGGAACAUCCAGGAGGUUGAUUCGUUGGAGCAGCUCAGAAGAAUAGCUAAGAUGAGGCUGGUAGAGUAUGAUUAUAAGCCUGAAUUUGCAACCAUCAUGGGCAUUGAUUCUCUUCACGAAACAGGUAUAAUUGCUCAGGAGGUGAAAAAUGUUUUACCGCAUGCGGUUAAAGAAGCAGGCAAUGUUACAUGCAAAAAUGGAGAGACAAUAGAAAACUUUCUUAUGGUAGAUAAGGACCAGAUCUUUAUGGAAAAUGUGGGCGCUGUGAAGCAGCUCUGUAAACUGACAAAUAACCUUGAAAUGAGGAUCGAGGAGCUUGAACUGUGGAACCAAAAGCUUGCCAAAUUAAAACGAAUAAGCAGCUUAAAGCAAAACAACAGUGAAAGGUCUCAUUCAAGAUACAAUAAGAUCAAUCAUGUGCCACUGCAAAAUAAAGCAGCUCCAAUAAAACCAAAAAACAUUAGUGGAAGAAAAGAGGAAUACCUUAAGGUCCCAACCAAGAAACAACAAUGUCCCAAAAGGAUUUUUCAAACCACUGUAAUCGCUUUGAUUUCUGUUAUGGCACUUUGUGCUUUGACCAUUUCCACGUUGUAUAUCCUCUAUGUCCAAGAGGAAGCCAUUGAUCGAGAACAACCACCAUUACAGAAUAAUUUUACAGACAUCGCAACCUCAUUAAUGCCAGUUUACACUACCAUGGCUGCAACUCUAUCUAUGUCUACAACUACCCAACAUUCACCAGCGGGAGGACAGGAAAUUAACUUCUGUGAUAUCUUGCCCUGUGAUCAAGAAUACUGCUGUUCAAUCCAGGAAAGCAAGCUGAGAAAUAGUUUUGAGAAAAAGCCAUAUUUAUUAAAAAGAAAUCUUAGCAACAUUGCAGCCAGUAGGGGAUGGCACGAAAAACCAGGAUUUUCAAGUGACUGGAUUGACACAUCAAUCAGAUCAAUGCAGAUUGUGGAGAGUCAGCAAGUGUUAGACCAUCACUUUUGUAGAAAAAGCUUACAGUGUGGAUCUGGUACUUAUUUCUAUGCCAUACCAGUGAAUAAGUACACUCCUACCAAUAUGCGGAUUACUUUAGAGAUCAACACUACAGAACCACUGAUCAUAUACCAGUGUAAGAUGACACUGGGAAAUAUCUGCAACCGAGGAACUUACAACAGGAAAAAAAGAGAUGCUUCUCCAGAGUCAACGCAGGGCCUCCAGCAUCACUGGACUCUCCCAGUAGCCCGGCUUUUUGACAGUGAAUAUCAUUUCCGUGUAGCCACACCAGAUCUUGCAAACUGCUCUACAGAUCCACACUUUGCUGGAAUCCUAUACACAGACUAUUACCUUUAUUUUUAUCGGGAAUGUAAUUAGACCACGUCUUGCUAUUUCUCCCUGCUCGCACAUACUCACUGUACAGCGCUGCAUUAGGAAUGGAUAAUAGUGAUGUCCUGUUAACUUUUCAUGUUACAUUAUUUUAAAUGAGUACGCAGGAAACAUGAACGCCUAAUGUAAAUAAGAGAAGUACCACAGUCUAGUGUAUAUCUUUGCUGAAACAAAAGGAUCUGAUUUAUGUUUCGUCAUAUGCACUUCAGUGUGAUCAAUACUGUUCGCUGUUCGUCCUGAGAACUAAAGUUUUUUUAAAUCAUUGAUCACUUACAUUUCCUGUAUUGUAUUAUUAUAAUUUCUUUAAGUAAAAGAAUCAUUGUUAAAUAUGUUAUAAGUUAUAAUGCUAUAGGUAAAUUGCUUGUGAACCGUGUGCGGGAAUGUCUGUUAAUACAAAUGAUGUCAUUACAGAUUCUGCUCAUUCAGCUCAUUGUGCAUUUUAGUUUUCUCCAACAGUUUCUCUCCAAACAGUAAAUUAUUCAGUUGUAUAUUUUGCCCUUUUCCUUAUAUUGAAUUUAAUAGUAUGCAGUCAUAACAUUGUUUGUAACUGGAUAGCUAAUUCACCAGGAAAUAUAGUGGGUCUACUGAUGCUUUUGUUAUUAAUACAGUCAGAAACUGCAUUCUUUGAUGUUUAUAUAGUAAUAUAUUUGUAGAUUGAAAUUAAGUAGUUGGUAUCAAAGACUGUUAUUUCUAAAGCUAGCCAAGGCUGGGAUAUAAGGAAGGCAAAAAGGGCAACUGGCCAGGGGUCUCUCUAACCCGGAAGCCUCUACCUCUCUCUUCUCUAUAACACUUAGCAGUAGCCAAUAACAUGGCAAUUUGAAAUAUUAAAGUGUAUUUCAAUAUGUGAUAAAAAGAGAAGUGAACCUAGCCUCUCUGCUGUCUGAGUGAUCUCACAAAGAAGGGAGUUACAUGACCAAGGCAGUGAUGGAGGCUCAUAUGACUUAAAGGCUGUGUCAACAUCUCUUAGAUACAAAGCAUUAUACCACUUCUUCAAGGCUGGUAAGUGGUUUCUAGUUCUCCAAAUAUGGGGCCAGUGCCUUCACAUCUCUACCUUUCAAAUCACCACUUAUUAUGGGGCAUUAAAGGAGAUAAUGAUAUUGCCUAUUAUGACAUAAUUGCACCUAUGGAAGUCACCACUUCUAUAACAUCAUCACCUCUGUGACAUCAUGAAAGGCACUUGUGCCCUGCAUGGAACCAAGUUGCAUCUCUAAUAACCCUCCUGAUAAGCAUUGGCCAUCGUAAUUUGAUGCCUAUGGCAUCAUCAUUAGCUUGAGAAUCCCCUUAAAUGGUCCACAUCUGAUCCCUGUAAGCAUUUUUGGCAGCUUUCAAUGCUGGUAAUAAAUAACUUCUAUCACAGCAUCUCAUGUAAUAGAGCCUUAAAGGGCCCAUAAAGCCAUAACAGGCAGUAUCUAUUAUGUCACCAAAUUAGCUGGUAUCCAACAGAACCAAUGAAACCAUAGCAUCAUCGGCAGUGAUGCUGGCCCUCUGAUGUCAUGCCUGUGAGAUCACAUUUGAAACUUUAAAGGAUAACACCAUGACAUCAGCAUGGUCUGUCCCUGCUCCAGGUUGCAGUAACCACAGAUUUCGGGCAGUUGCACUUCCUGGUGAUCAAUAUAUAGCACAAUUUGUAAAUGCAAUGCUGACCAUCCUCUCAUGAUAUCAUCAGUAGUAACAUCGCUGUUCAUUUGUGAGCCUUAGGAGACAUGUCAGAGAAUGUCACUGACCCUUUUCAUUAUCACCCAGGGCUGACCUUAGGGAUAUGCAGUCUGUGAAGACCACUGGCUUUGAUGAGUAUGUGCAGCCUGUGCUUGCAUCCCCAAUACCUAACUUGGUGGCCAGACCUGUGAAAAUUCUAUAGCACAGAAUCCAACUAUAUUUAGGCUCGCAGCUGAUCCAGAGCCACUGCCUUUCUGAUAUCCUCUGCCAGACCAUACAUGAUUGUCAUGUACAAUGUCCACUUGAUCAGUCACUGGCCUCAGUGGUCAUCUGCCAUACAUGCAGAAAUAGAUGGGCUGUAGCGUGAUGUGAAUAAUAAUCACAACAAUGUAUAAGGAAAGAAGAUAAUGCACUCACUGCUUGUUACGAUGCAGAAAUACAAGCUUUAUUUCCAAGGGAAUACAAAAGCUUCAGUAGUCAGGACAGGUACACAGGGAGCUCGGGUGUUACAGGUGAAGCGG